Messenger RNA from Cylicostephanus goldi, 402 nucleotides. NCBI's taxonomy places the organism in Eukaryota, Metazoa, Nematoda, Chromadorea, Rhabditida, Strongylidae. The record is from the annotation of a GenBank genome assembly.
AUGUCUGCGGUAGCAGAGGGAGAAGCACUGGUUGAUGUCCAGUUAUUGACGAGGAUCGCCUCCAUUGAGACCAAGAUGAGGAGGGUAUGCGAUUUGAUACCUUUAUCGACUUGGGGCUUUAGCUCUGACGUGCAAGAGAAGUUACGACAGCGAAAGCAUCGCAUAGUGAAUCAGCAGCUUACACCUAAGGAAAAAAAGCAGUUAACCAAUAGCAGGAAACAGCAGGUAGCCCGAACCGUGGGUGGGGUUUGCAAACGUGUUUCUGAAGUGAUUGACCUUCUUGGAGCUAGCUCUACGAAGGACGUGCAACCGAAGAAGGCAGAUCUUCCUUCGCAGCCGAAAGGGAAAGUGAGCGAAAAUGGCAAUGGCGAACAAGCGAAAAAACCGAAGGAACUUGUGAAA